AUCAUUUUUGCUUCUGUGAUUUGAAAGUUCAUUGGGUUCUGCAGUGCAUGCGCGGUUUAGGCUGAGAUUGGUUUUCGUUUGUUUGAGUUUGGUUCGUGUUUGCCUGUUGAUUCCGAGUGCGGCAUUGUUUGUUCUGCUCCGUGCUACAUUCAGUAGUGCUCAUGGCUCCCAAGAUAGAAAAGUCGCAGCCCAAGGACAAAGGAAAGAGGCGGGAUUUUGAUCCGCGCAGAUUAGGGAAAGAUGAUCGUUUCGUUUUCAACUUGAGGUUUGAUGAUCAACAUCUUAUAUAUAAUUUCAUUACAUUUAUAGUUCAAUUGCGAUAUUUCGCUGCUUGUGGAGGGGAAAGAUUUAUAAGAGAAAAAUUGGAUUAUAAAUUGUGUUUAGGAGAUGAUAAGUCCUACAAAAACCUAUUUAUGAUAGUAGCCUUUUAUUUUGAGGGUGGAUAUGGGAUUGAUUUUCUAAUCUAUAAGCCAAAUGUGUAUAAUGUUGGCUUUUUCAUCGAGAACAAAUGGUAUGUGGUUAAAGAUUUUUCGGAUUUAACUCAUCACAAAUUUACAAAAUCGGAGGAAUUAAAGUAUGAUUCUAGCUAUCGUCUUGGAUGUCCCACCCAUUUCUCCCUCAUUGUGUUUAAGGAAUCGAUUAUAAAUGUUUUUAAUUCGCGUGAUGAGAAGUCAUUUCGAAAUUUGUGUGUUAUUCUGUGUGAAACGAUGAGAUCGGAUGAAAUUUUGCGUGUAAUAUCGAAAUCUUUGGGUAUGAAUAAUGGAGAGCCAAGACAGGUUACUUUGAACAGGAGACAAUUAGAUACUAUCUUGAAUUGGGGGCACACUAGUGGAGUAUGGUAUUUGUAUGAUUUGGGAUUUGAGUGGGAUCCGUUACGGUUAUAUACUCAGUUAGGGUUAAGGGAUGCCAAAGAGUGUUCUGCUUCACUAGGAUUGGCAUUGAAAAUGGAUCAAAAAUUUGAGUUUUACAUUGACAAAUUAAGGGCACUAGAUGAGCAUAAGCGUAGACAAACACAAAGAAGACCUAUCGACGACAUUAAAGGAUUUAUAACUACGGAAAAGUGGCAGAAAAUGGAAGUUAUGGACAAACUGGAGGACGAUAUUUAACUAAAUGUGGAACAAAAUAAGCUGAAGAAAUCUGACUAUAAAUUUGAAGCUGUCAAAGAGGAAAAUGAUGGCCAGAUAUUUCGAAAUGCCAGUAAAACAACUAUAGGCCCGUCUAUGCAAACCUUCUCAUGCUGAGGUAACCAUUUGGCUUUCCUUCCGUAAAAGGUGAAUUAGCAAACAAUGCUGUUGCAAUCUGUUUGGUCAUAACACAGGUUUGGCCUCGUACUAUCAUGUA
This is a messenger RNA of Daucus carota subsp. sativus, 1341 nucleotides long. RefSeq lists its product as uncharacterized. Gene Ontology annotation, biological process: negative regulation of translation. Bases 162 to 1106 code for a protein of 314 amino acids. The transcript has 3 exons. Gene Ontology annotation, molecular function: rRNA N-glycosylase activity. NCBI's taxonomy places the organism in Eukaryota, Viridiplantae, Streptophyta, Magnoliopsida, Apiales, Apiaceae. The record is from RefSeq and is a predicted model, not a curated record.